CGCGCCCGCCACCAGGACAACGCCUUCACCCUCGCCAUGCGUCGCGCCGUCGCCCUCGUCCUCGUGGCCCUCGCGGCCCUCGUGGCCCAGGGCCACGCCAGCGUGCUCACCAGCCGUGCCAAAGCGGCGGAGGCCGACAGGCUAGCCGCUCAGAGGAGGAUGGCCGCUGCCGAACUUUUUGACCAAAGGGAGAAGUGGAUGCACCCCGAGGCGCCUCAUGACCAUGACGUGCUGCGGGACUCUGCCGACGACCACGGAUCCAACCCCAGGCCGCCAGGCCCAGUGGAAGAGCAAGACUCCGCGUUCUGGAUGAAGAAGGCCAAGCAGGCGAUCGAGGGCGACCUGCUGAAGCGCGCCGAGAUCAAGGGCGUGGCCAAGAACGUCAUCAUCUUCAUGGGCGACGGCAUGUCCGUGCCCACGCUAGCCGCCACCAGAAUGUACCUCGGCAACGAGAACGAGCAGCUCAGCUUCGAGAAGUUCCCCGUGGUCGGCCUGUCCAAGACCUACUGCGUGGACACCCAGACGGCGGACUCGGCCUGCAGCGCCACGGCCUACCUGUGCGGCGUCAAGGCCAACAUGGGCACCAUGGGCGUGAGCGCCAAAGUGCCGAGGCACAACUGUACCGAGCAGAAGGACUCCGCCAACCACGUAGACUCGGUGCUGGCGUGGGGAAUGGAGGCGGGCAAGUGGGCCGGCGUGGUGACCACGACACGCAUCACGCACGCCUCGCCCGGCGGCACCUACGCGCACACCGCCAACCGCGACUGGGAGGACGACAAGGACAUGACCGACGACAAGGACCUCGUCGGCGAGGGCUGCAAGGACAUCGCCCGCCAGCUGGUGGAGGACGCGCCCGGCAAGGACUUCAGGGUCAUCAUGGGUGGCGGGCGCCGCGCCUUCAUCCCCAAGGAGCAGCACGCCAAUGGGAAGCGGCAGGACGGCAAGAACCUGGUGGACGCGUGGAAGGCCAGCAAGAGCGGCGCCCAGAGCAGCUACGUCGCCACCAAGACCGAGCUGGCGGCCGUGGACGCGUCCAAGACCGACUACCUGCUGGGCCUGUUCGAGUGGAGCCACGUCCAGUACCACCUGGAUGCGGACGAGACCCAGCCCACCCUGGCCGAGAUGGUGGAGAAGGCCAUCCAGGUCCUGAGCAGGCAGGAGAAGGGCUACGUCCUGUUCGUGGAGGGCGGCCGCAUCGACCACGGCCACCACGACACCAUGGCGCACUAUGCCCUCGACGAGACCGCCGAGUUCUCCAAGGCCAUUCAGAAGGCCGUCGACAUGACGAGCGCCUCGGAGACCCUGAUCGCGGUCACGUCGGACCACGCGCACACCAUGAGCAUGGCCGGGUACGCCAAGCGCAGCAACUACAUCUUCGACUUCGGCGGCGUGGAGGAGACGUCCAAGGAGGUGUACACCACGCUGAGCUACGCCAACGGCCCGGGCUACAAGCCCACGGAGGAGGACGGCACGCGCCACGACCCCAGCAAGGACGACCGCAACAAGAACGACUACGAGUUCCCCGCCACGGCGUACCUCAACAGCGAGACCCACGGCGCCGACGACGUGGGCAUCUUCGCGCGCGGCCCCUGGGCGCACCUGUACACCGGCGUGCACGAGCAGAACAUGAUCCCCAACAUCGCGGCGUACGCCGCCGCCAUCGGGCCCUUCAAGGGCAGGAGCGACAGCGGCGACAACAGUGGCGCGGUCUCCGUCCAGGUGGCCCUGCUGACGCUGCUCUCCGCCGCGGCGCUGCCCCUGGCCCGCCUGCUGUAGGCCGCCAAGGCCCUCCCAGAGGCGAACGCACACUCCUCGCUGGGUUCACAUUAAACGCGUACAAAAAAGAGA
Molecule: messenger RNA, 1848 nt
Organism: Thrips palmi
Lineage: Eukaryota; Metazoa; Arthropoda; Insecta; Thysanoptera; Thripidae
Product: alkaline phosphatase-like
Exons: 10
Coding region: 37-1776 (579 amino acids)
Biological process (GO): dephosphorylation
Molecular function (GO): alkaline phosphatase activity
Source: RefSeq, a predicted model, not a curated record